Molecule: messenger RNA, 1152 nt
Organism: Cladophialophora immunda
Lineage: Eukaryota; Fungi; Ascomycota; Eurotiomycetes; Chaetothyriales; Herpotrichiellaceae
Exons: 3
Coding region: 1-1152 (383 amino acids)
Source: RefSeq, a predicted model, not a curated record
AUGGCCUGGUCCCGACGCUCGUCAGGCUCUGACCGGGAAUAUGUGUUGAUGCCAGUGCACAGCGUUGCAGGCAGCGAAUAUGGAGGACGAGGCCGCCGUGCCUAUGAUCCACCGAUUGAGGUCAACAAUUUCCUCGAGGUGCCACAAACCCGCCCUCGUGCUUCCAGCCAAGGCGCGGGCGUGGCACCUACCAUUGUCAAUAUAGGUACAAGUGCCCUCUCCGAGCGAGGCGAUCGUGACCGCGAUCACAGUCGGAGUCGAAGCCGUCAUCGCGACUACCACCACCACCGACACCGCGACGGAUCUUCCAGUUCCAGCUAUUCCAGCGACCGCUCCAGAUCACGACACCGCCGUCCCUCCAGCCACAAGCCGCCCAAGAAACAGCCAAUCGAGGAAGACGAUCUCCCUUACAAAUUCCGAAAAGAACUCGACUUCGCCCGCAUGUCACACCGAGAGGAGGAGGAAAAGCGGAUCCAGGAUCGGAUAAAGAAAGACCGCGAAGAGGAGAGGAGACGAUGGAAGCUAGAAGAGGAGGAAGAUGCCUUGCGGAAGAAGAAGGAGCGAGAGGCGAUCCUCUAUGAGGCCAAGUUGGAGGAGGAGCGGAAGAAGAGGGAGCAAGAUGAAUUGAGGAAGAAGAUUCUCCGGGAUGAAGAAGAGCGUCAGCAGAAGGAGAAGGAGAAGAAGAAGGCCGAGGAGGACGAGUUUGAGCGCAAGGUCAAGGAGAAGUUCAUGAACGCUGGCUACAGUCCAGAGUACAUUGACGAAGUGCUCCACAAGAAGAAAGCCGAGCGUGCAACCCUGGCAAUCGACCUCCACCGUCCGACCUACAUUAAAGUCAACCGCAAAUAUCUCCUUCCGGAUACACUCGAUCAUUACGGGCUACCCUGGGAAUGGGAUCCGCGCGACGAGGAAUUCAUCAUCAUCAAAAAAUACAUUGAUCACUCGCUGCAGGACGAGCUGUUCGAGCACACGCGCAAAAUUAAGGAGAGGAAGCUCAUCACGGGGCCGUACGUCAAGGAGACCAAGACGAUCACGACGCUCACGCCGAACGACCACGGCUUUGUGAAGAAGGGAGACAGAAUGUAUGUGGUUCGCGAGAAGAGCAAGAGCCGCAGCCCCUCGGCGAGGAGGACGAGCUGGAUGUUUACUUGA